AUGUUGAGCUUCCUGACAUUGCCGUUGGGAAAGAUUGCGAAAAUCGUCAUGAAACGCUAUGGAGACAACAAACCAGUAUUCGGGAGCUUGACUGCUUUGUACAGUGGCCUUGUCAAUAUUGAUGAUGUCCAUUUUCAUACAGAGGCCGGUAAACAAAUGCUGCUAAACCUGAGAAGCGUUUUUUAUAAAGAAUGCCGUAAGCUGAAGCUGAAUCUUUGUGAUUCCGAGCCCACCAAUGAUGAUGUGCGUGUGGCGCUGGCAGGGUCGGUCUUGAGGGCUCUGGCAGAGCUUGGUAUUAGGGACAUCAAAGGGGCUGAAAUGAGGAAAGUGACGUUCGGACAUAGUGAGGCGAGUCCUGAUUCUAUUGUAAUAAGCUAA
Molecule: messenger RNA, 378 nt
Organism: Striga hermonthica
Lineage: Eukaryota; Viridiplantae; Streptophyta; Magnoliopsida; Lamiales; Orobanchaceae
Source: the annotation of a GenBank genome assembly